AUGGUUUGCAUAGUUCUAUAUUACAACGAACGUGUUGUUUCAAGCGGGCUACUAAAGAGGGUUGAGCUAGUUGUAACUUCUCCUUUAUAUAGAACUAUGCAAACUGCGGUUGGAGUUUUUGGAAAUGAAGAUAACCAACCAAAUAUGAUAAGCAAACCUUCCAUUUUGGCACUUGAGGUUGCUCGAGACCGUAAUGGAGUUCACCCUCCUGAUAUGAGAAGAAACGUGAGCGAGUAUCAAACUAUUUUUCCCACCAUUGAUUUCUCUCAGAUUGAAAGUGAAGAAGACAAUCUGUGGAGGCCCGAUGUCCGAGAAUUUGAGGAAGAGAUUUUGGCAAGAGGGUUACAGUUCAUGAAAUGGUUAGGGAAGAGACCAGAGAAGGAGGUUGCGGUUGUCAGCCAUGGCAUAGUUUUGCAGCAUAUGUUGUAUGUGUUCGCAAACGAUUGUGACGUGUCAGUUAGACAUGAACUUUGCAAGAGGUUUGCUAAUUGCGAAAUUCGCACUGUUGUGAUUGUAGACAAAAGCCUUUGUUCUUCUACGGAGAAUUGA
Messenger RNA from Brassica oleracea var. oleracea, 549 nucleotides. Its product is annotated as phosphoglycerate mutase-like protein 1. Lineage: Eukaryota; Viridiplantae; Streptophyta; Magnoliopsida; Brassicales; Brassicaceae. Gene Ontology annotation, molecular function: phosphatase activity. Gene Ontology annotation, cellular component: cytoplasm. The record is from RefSeq and is a predicted model, not a curated record. Bases 1 to 549 code for a protein of 182 amino acids. The transcript has 8 exons.